CCCAAGUCCUCACUGAUUAUGCAAACACUUAAGAAAUUAAAAAUUUAACCAUGUGCUUUGCCAUCAUGUAAAGGCUGAAGAAAGGCUUUAAUACUUAACAGUGAGAGACUACAGCUCCAUCACCUUGGAUGCUGUAGCACGGCUUCAUGCUAGAACAUGUUUCCUUAUAAACAUUUUGUGACUAUGGGGGAGAUAAUGAAGCUUGGGGGUAAAACUGAGAUGGGGGUUUCCCCAGAGGAUGAAUUAGCUGCAAAGCAGCUAAGGAAGGAUCUCGUGUUAGUGCAGCUGCUGGUUUCCUAGUCGAGAGCUGCUGCCGGAGAGCAGCUGACGGGAGGGAGGAGAUCAGCCUCUCGCUCUGAAGGGGUUGGUGUGUCAGGUUUCCAUGCAGAGCACGUGUGGAUAACGCGAGCUGCAAACGCUGCCGCCAGCUCCAGCCACCGGUACAGAGCGAGCUGGGAGCAUGGGGCAGGUGGCUUGGAAGGGUUUAUUUCUGUCACUUUUUGAUUAUAAAACAGAGAAAUACGUCAUCGCAAAGAACAAGAAGGUGGGGAUUCUCUAUCGAGUGGUGCAGCUCUCCAUCCUGGCUUACCUGGUGGGGUGGGUGUUUGUUGUUAAGAAAGGCUAUCAGGACACAGACACAUCCCUCCAGAGCUCUGUCAUCACCAAGCUGAAAGGGGUAGCCUUCACCAACACCUCGGAGCUGGGGGAGAGGCUGUGGGAUGUUGCAGACUACGUCAUCCCUCCGCAGGGUGAAAACGUCUUCUUUAUCAUGACAAAUCUGAUUGUGACCCCAAACCAGAGGCAAGCCACAUGUCCUGAGGUAGGAAGAACUGAGCUCCUUGGCCCCCAGACCCCUACAAAACUAGGGAGUGCCAGCAUUCCCGACGCCCUGUGUCACAAGGAUGAGGACUGCCCUGAGGGGGAAGCAGUGGUGGCUGGCAAUGGAGUUAAGACUGGCCGUUGUUUGAAAGACGGGGACAAUAUCAGAAGGACUUGUGAGAUACUGGCCUGGUGCCCAGUGGAGAAAAGAUCCAAACCCAAGAAACCACUUCUUGCCAGUGCAGAAAACUUCACUGUUUACAUCAAGAACUCAAUCCGCUUCCCUAAAUUUAAGUUCUCCAAGGUGAAUGUGCUGGCAACCGACAACAAGUCCUACCUGAAGAACUGCCACUACAGCAUGGAGCAUCCCUACUGCCCCAUCUUCCUCCUGGGGAACAUCGUCAGGUGGGCUGGGAGCGACUUCCAGGAAAUGGCCUUGGAGGGUGGUGUGAUAGGAAUUCAGAUUGAGUGGAACUGUGAUCUUGAUAAAGCCCCUUCUGAAUGUAAUCCUCACUAUUCUUUUAGCCGGCUGGAUAACCAGUUUGCAGAAAAGUCCAUCUCUUCUGGGUACAACUUCAGGUUUGCCAAAUAUUACCGGGAUGCUGAGGGGGUCGACUACCGGACGCUCAUUAAAGCAUAUGGAAUCCGCUUUGAUGUGAUGGUGAAUGGCAAGGCGGGGAAAUUUAACAUCAUUCCCACCAUUAUCAAUAUCGGUUCGGGGCUCGCUCUCAUGGGAGCGGGAGCUUUCUUUUGUGACCUGGUGCUGCUGUAUCUGAUUAAAAAGAGUAACUUUUACCGAGGCAAAAAGUAUGAGGAAGUAAAGUCCAGUUCCAGGAAAUCAUCAUCCAGCCCUACGCUGAAUGGGAAUCAGAGCCCUGACCAGCUCGGAGGGCUCUAGGCACAGCAAUGGGUUUGCCAGCCCAAGUCCUGUUCGAGGAAACCCACACAGCUGUGAAAUCACACCAGGCCUGGGAGGUGGAGAUAGCCCAGAUCAGGUCUACUGUCUAUUAUUGGGGUUUCCAGAGGACAAAAAGUCCUUUAAAGAACACCCUUCUUUCCCUGAAAUGUCCUCUGGUAUCCUGACCUUGCAACAGCAUGUCGUCACUAUGGAUUUAUAAAAGGAUUUUAUAAAAGGCAAAAGAAGGCA
Molecule: messenger RNA, 1966 nt
Organism: Tyto alba (common barn owl)
Lineage: Eukaryota; Metazoa; Chordata; Aves; Strigiformes; Tytonidae
Gene: P2RX5
Product: purinergic receptor P2X 5
Exons: 12
Coding region: 461-1717 (418 amino acids)
Biological process (GO): response to ATP; monoatomic cation transmembrane transport
Cellular component (GO): plasma membrane; nuclear inner membrane
Molecular function (GO): extracellularly ATP-gated monoatomic cation channel activity; purinergic nucleotide receptor activity; ATP binding
Source: RefSeq, a predicted model, not a curated record